UGUUUUGCACUGUUCACAUCAGAUGCAUGCCUUUUGUUUUGUUGCUAUAUUAAAUUAAAUAAAAUAUUAAUUGAAGUUUCCGUUUCAUCUAAAAAUUUUUGCACCUGCAUCAACAGACACCAGGGAAAAUAAAAGGCUCCUCCUAGAUGGAAGUGAAACUGACUAGCAUCUUCUGGCGCCCAUUGCUUGGUUACUCUGGAUCAUCAUUGAGUGCGUUAGUAUGGAGAUCUGUCUGGAUAUCUAGCUGCCAACUGAGACGAUGAUACUUUCCUUGGUCAGUUUAGAUAGUGAACUCCAAAGCUAUGACAUCCACACGGAAAGUGUAUUUUACUAUUAAUUUUGCACACUCUUGAAGCCCCACUUGAUUUAUAUUUGUCCACUACAAAAAUCCCUACUUAUUAAUUGGCAAGUAUCUUGUUGCCCGGUAGCCUCGUACUUCCAUCCCUUUCACCACCGUUUCCAAAGUAUCUAAUCCUCCUCGAGGGCUCUCAGACUCAGUUCUAACACUUUUCUCAGUUCCAAGCUCUCCCUUCCCUGCGACAAAGCUAAACCCAUUCCACUCUCCAAUCUGAUAACAACCCUUCGUUCCAACGUCCAUUUUCCACCAAACCCCUGAACCAAAUUUGGCUGCGCAGCUAAAACCUGAGAUGAAGGAUUGAGGUAAUCACAUCGAAGAUCCAAAAACAUGGGCCUCUUAAAUCUACCCGCAUCCAAACGAAACCCGCGACAAUGGAAGCUGUUGGACAUUAUAUCUGCCAUAUUCUUUGGCCUCGUACUCUUAUUCCUCCUGUUAGUAUUCAGCCCUCUUGGUGAUUCCUUGGCUGCCUCUGGUAGGCAAGCCCUGUUGCUUUCAACGUCGGAUCCGAGGCAACGGCAUCGACUGGUGGCUCUGGUGGAACUGGGCCACCACCACCAGCCCAUUGAAGCGUGCCCUGCCGAUUCCGUUGAUCAUAUGCCAUGUGAGGACCCCAGGCUUAACAGCCAGCUGAGCAGGGAUAUGAAUUUUUAUAGAGAAAGGCAUUGUCCUUUGCCUGAUGAAAUGCCACUUUGCUUGAUCCCUCCUCCUCUUGGCUAUAAAAUUCCUGUUCAGUGGCCUGAAAGCUUGCACAAGAUAUGGCAUUCCAAUAUGCCACACAACAAAAUUGCUGAUAGGAAAGGUCACCAAGGAUGGAUGCAAGAGCAAGGCCCUUACUUUAUUUUCCCUGGUGGUGGAACAAUGUUCCCUGAUGGAGCUGCACCAUAUAUCGAGAAACUCGGACAGUACAUUCCCAUAAGUGGUGAAACUCUUAGGACUGCCCUUGAUUUGGGGUGUGGGGUUGCAAGUUUUGGGGGUUCAUUGUUGUCGGAAGGCAUUUUGACACUCUCAUUUGCUCCAAGAGAUUCGCACAAAGCACAAAUACAAUUUGCAUUGGAAAGAGGAAUACCGGCCUUUGUUCUGAUGCUUGGCACUCGCAGACUCCCAUUUCCUGCGUUUGCAUUUGACUUCAUCCACUGCUCUCGAUGCCUGAUCCCUUUUACAGCUUAUAAUGCAACUUAUUUCAUUGAAGUGGACCGUUUACUUCGCCCGGGUGGAUAUUUGGUCAUCUCUGGACCCCCCGUACAGUGGCCUAAGCAAGAUAAGGAGUGGGCAGACCUCCAGGCUGUGGCAAGAGCAGUGUGUUAUGAGUUGAUUGCUGUGGAUGGAAACACAGUCAUUUGGAAAAAGCCUGAUGGAGAUUCAUGUCUACCAAACCAAAAUGAAUUUGGGCUUGAAUUAUGUGAUGAAUCAAAUAACCCAAGUAAUGCAUGGUACUUUAAAUUAAAAAGAUGCGUGACUGCAGCAUCUUCUGUGAAUGGAGAAUAUGCUAUUGGGACAAUUCCUAAGUGGCCAGACAGGCUAAUAAGGGCUCCUUCAAGGGUCUUGGUCAUGAAAAACGGGAUUGAUUUGUUCGAGGCAGACACUAGGCGAUGGGCAAGGAGGGUUGCCUAUUAUAAGAAUACUUUGAACGUUAAGCUUGGGAGUCCAGCAAUACGCAAUGUCAUGGACAUGAAUGCAUUUUUUGGAGGUUUUGCAGCAGCACUCACAUCUGAUCCAGUAUGGGUGAUGAAUGUUAUUCCUGCUCGGAAGCCACUAACUCUUGAUGUUGUUUAUGACAGAGGCCUUAUUGGAGUAUACCACGAUUGGUGUGAGCCUUUCUCAACGUACCCCCGUACUUACGAUCUCAUCCAUGUAGCUGGCAUUGAAUCACUAAUAAAGCUUCCAGGUUCAAGGAAGAGCAGGUGUAACCUUGUGGACCUAAUGGUGGAGAUGGAUCGGAUGUUGCGUCCAGAAGGAACAGUUGUGAUUCGAGAUUCUCCUGAAGUAAUAGACAAAGUGGCUCGCAUAGCUCAUGCUGUAAGGUGGACAGCUACCAUAAAUGACAAGGAACCUGAAUCACAUGGGAGAGAGAAAAUUCUGGUUGCAACCAAAACCUUUUGGCAGCUAACUUCAGCAUCCCAUUGAGAAACGCUUUCUUCUUUCUGAUGUAGGUAUUUUUCCUUGUCAUUUCUUUUUUAUUAUUAUUUGAAGCCAAGUUGUCUUCUCCAUGCGUCAAACAGUUGCAAUAUUGCUUCUUGUUCCUUAUUUGGUAAAUUUAUAUCAAGAAACUGUAGAUUUAGAAAAGUAUAAGAAUCAAAAGACUGCAGCUUUAUGUUAGUAAACACAUUAGAGUGGUCCAUAGCCCGUAUACUUUUUAUUGCUCUGCCUUUCUAACCAGUUAUCCCACGGGUGGUUGGGAUGCAGGAACAAGAGAUGGGUUUUGAGUUUUUGAGAGCAAAACUAGCAUUAUCCUAUCACAAAUCACGAAAGUGUAGCGUUUCAGUCCACUAAGUGUUCAUGAACUGAAAUUUGUAAAUUAGUGCUUUAUCCCUCUGUUCCCCUGGUCAAAAAGAACAUGCCAGAUUUUGGGACAUUGAACAAUGAUGCGACACGGCUUAUGUUCUCUUGGCGUGGCUUGAAGAAAAGAAUUUAUUGUUCUGGGUAAGCAUUCUUGGUUUCUUUAAAUAAAUACCCCCAUCAAAUGGGGUGUCUGAAUGAUAGUUUAUAAUUGUGAUUAUGAUAUCAGAAACACGCGUUUCUGUUCAUGUUUCACCAAAAGCACGCAUCAUCCAAAGUCAUUUUCUAGGUCCAUCAAAGAUUGUUUAUCAUUCACGUUCCAGCGUUUGGACUCCUUUAAAUGUUUAAGCAGUAAUAAUAAUUUUGUUCCAUUUGUUGUGUGCUGUUCUGUGGAGAUGGAGAGAAGGAAUUUAAUGAUGAAACAAUAUAUCAGUCAGUUUUAUUUGAUAAAAAAAAUGUACCAUAAAUUUUAUGCAAUUGGCAUAUAUGAAGCAUUUAAG
Molecule: messenger RNA, 3354 nt
Organism: Durio zibethinus
Lineage: Eukaryota; Viridiplantae; Streptophyta; Magnoliopsida; Malvales; Malvaceae
Source: RefSeq, a predicted model, not a curated record